Messenger RNA from Melampsora larici-populina 98AG31, 1425 nucleotides. RefSeq lists its product as uncharacterized. The record is from RefSeq and is a predicted model, not a curated record. Bases 1 to 1425 code for a protein of 474 amino acids. Lineage: Eukaryota; Fungi; Basidiomycota; Pucciniomycetes; Pucciniales; Melampsoraceae. The transcript has 8 exons.
AUGUCAAGGAUAUCUGCACGAUUUAGUUUCCUCUACUUGUUAGAAAUCCUCAUAUGGAAUAUCCAAAAUAUUGAAUCAACACCCACUAUUGCUAGAAGUAGAACCCAAUAUCUACCUAAAUUGGCCGAAGACUUGAAGUCUGGAAAUUCAAUGUCUGGUUCAUCAACAAUUCAACGCAUCAGUCUGGAUAUGAAAGGAAAAGGUGUCAUGCCGGAUAUAUCAGAUUUAACAGCCGCUAGCACAUUCCGAACAAUGCCACCAUCACCCGUCUCUGCGCACAUCAGUCAGAUGAACAGAAAGCUGAGCCCUAAACCUCCCAAGAUCCCCAACAAGAGGUCCAGCGGUACUAAAGUAAACGCCAAGUCGAAUUUGGGAGAAGCUCGCAGGGCUAGCUCUAACAAAGAGGUUGAAGAAGCUUCCCGAAAAUGGGAAAUGGAUUUCAGAACAUCAAUCACUUCAUGGUACCAUGGUUCAUCACUUGGGGAGAGGGAUUAUGCUACAACGAGAGGAAUUCGGCAGUCACAGCUGUCCAAGCAGUUAGAAGAUGCGGUCCCAGGCAUUGAAGCGCGGAAAGCUAUUCAGGCUUACAGCUAUUCAACUAUUACCGACUUGCGUCCUUUGGAGCCAAUUUUCAAGUUUCUAUUGCAGCCAGAAGGAUCCACUAAGAGCAAGCUCGAUGGUAUCGAGCUUCUCAGCUUACUAGUAUCCCACACUGAACUUUCCAUGCGAUACACACGAACCAAGUUGAACGUAGGUAUCGAGAUGGCCGAUAAAUGUUUACAAUUUCAAAACUUAUUUUUGAGGAUUACUAAUCUAUAUCAUGAUAAUAAAGAAAUAUAUCAACAUGCUGCAUUAGCUCAUACAAUUCUAACAAGGACAUUGAAUCGAUUCUGGAGAUACACUUAUCCCGAUUUAAUGAAGAUUGCUGAUCUGGGUACUGACUGGAGCUCAGCAUCCCGCGCUGAUAUUUCUCGAUUAAAAUCAAUGGAUGUAAAAAGCAACAGAGCCAGACGUAAGAUUGACCGUUAUAAUCUGGUGAUCAGGGUGUCAUUUGCAAAAAUUGAGGGUGGCUUAAAAUUAAGAAGGGAUCCAGCAAUCCUCUCAACUGAUCUGAGCGCCCUAAAACCUUUGAUAGAGAUACUUACAAAAGAAGAAGGGAAUACGAAUUCGCGUGUAGAGAUAGCCACUUUGAUCGCAUACCUGGCAGAAGAUACUAUGGACCUUACAUUGACUAUCAAAAAUCCAGAACAAAUUAAAAGGUUACGAGAAAGAUUACAAAGUUUUCGGGCAUUGCUUGAACCUUUUUCAUUGCCUCAAAAUAGUUAUCUUCAGGGGUAUCAAAAGAUAGUAAGCUCAACUUAUGACCGUCUUGAAAAAAGAAUUGGAAAAACAUGGGCUACUGGGAAUGUCAAAGCCUCCAGGUGA